Messenger RNA from Melanaphis sacchari, 4710 nucleotides. RefSeq names its product apoptosis-stimulating of p53 protein 1 (gene ASPP). The record is from RefSeq and is a predicted model, not a curated record. Gene Ontology annotation, biological process: regulation of apoptotic process. Bases 1030 to 4560 code for a protein of 1176 amino acids. Gene Ontology annotation, cellular component: nucleus. The transcript is spliced from 14 exons. Lineage: Eukaryota; Metazoa; Arthropoda; Insecta; Hemiptera; Aphididae. Gene Ontology annotation, molecular function: p53 binding.
GCGUGCGUGCACCGCACCGUCCGAACCACGGAACCGCCGCGCGCGCGCGUUUUGUAAUUCAGUUUGGUAACGUGGCAUCCCCCGGACAGGUAUACCUGCGCUGUCCGUCUCGUCGUUAGUAAUUCGUAUGAUUCCGACCCCCGACGAAGCGAGGGGAUUUGAAAAAAAAUAAAAAGAAGUAAAAUAGAAAAAAUUUAGUGGGUUCGCGUCCCCCUACCGCGCGAGGUUUUGUUUACGCGUGUCCGUGUGUGCGUGUGUUUUGUGCGGUGUGCGUGCUGCUCGGUCGUACGCGCCUGCGUGUGUGUGUGUGUGUGUGUACGAUAUAUAUAUAUUAUACAUAGGUAUCUUAUUGUUAUUGUGCGCGUGUGUGCGAGGUUUGCCGGAUCGUCGCGCCAGUGCGAAAUUUUUGAAAAAUACCCGUUUUUUUUUUUCUGUUUUUGUGGUGCCUCCAUCCGUGGCCACCGUCCGGGAUUUUGAGAGUUUCGCGAGUUUGGUUUCAUUUUUUUUCUUUUUCUUUUUCUUUUUUUUUUUUUUUUUUUAUACCUCUAACCGACUAUCGGCCUCGCGCUCGCGUUCGGUUGCGGUGAAAUUUUCGGUGGUUCGGUCUAUUCGGUGUCCGAUUUGUUCGCAUUAUUAAAUUUGUUCUGUUUGUUUAUCAAUCGAAUGCCGCCGGCGGCCCGAGUGAUCCGAGCACAUUAAAUAUUAUUAAUAAUAAUAAUAAGUAUCACGCGCUCCGCGCCGGUGUCAAUAACCGACAAGUGGGACAUCGCGCGUCAGCAAAGAAGUUUCUCCUUUUUACGGAGAGAGACAUUCUACGCUGCGUGUACCGGUCUGCAAAACGGUCAGUGUACACGAAUUUUAUGUUUGCAUUCUUCUGAACUGACAAAAUGGUACCGGGGUGGUUAGGCCUUAUCGACGACCAACUACCCAUCUCGGGAGUCAGCUGCGAUGUCUCUAUCAUGCGGAGGACGGCCCCGGUCGGCUAUUUCAUAUAAAUCAUGAAGAGACGACAUUUAGAGGCCUAAUGGAAUGAAGGAAUCUACAGGCUUUUUCGGCGACCCGUUACCGACGUCGGGCGAAACAGGCACAGAACUGACGGUUCGGGAGCUGGAAGAGAUGGCGUGCCGGCAACAGCAUCAGAUCGAGUCGCAGCGGCAGCUGUUGGCUGCCAAAGAGCAGCGGCUCCGCUACCUGAAACAACACGAUACCAAGCACCAUCAGGUGGCGGCGGAGCACGAGAGGCUCCGCCGCCUCCGGGAUCGGGUCGAGGCUCAGGAACAAAAGCUCCGCAAGCUCCGGGCGCUCAGAGGUCAAGUGGAUCAGACUAAACUCAACAACGCUACACUCACUUCUGAUCUGGAAUCGAUUCGUGCCUUGUUUAAUGAAAAAGAAAAAGAACUUACAAUGGCUGUGGCUAAAGUGGACGAAUUAACUAGACAACUUGAAGACGUCCAUAAAGGACGAGGUCAUGCACAGCCUACGUCUCCGGCUUCCAUAGAACUUGACAAACUACGAGCUGAGUUAUUAUAUCGAAACAAAUUAGGAGAACAGCAAACUGCUAGGCUAGUACAACAACGUGAAGUUCUUUCCAAAAGACAAGAGGAAAUGGCAUCUAUUGAUCGGCGAAUAUCCGAACUACAAGCUAGGUUACACAGGAAGAGGUUGCUCAACCAACAGCUUGCCAAUCAAAUCCAGGCAAAUAAACCAGGCCAUAAUAAUAGAUCUCUGGGCGGUCUGGGUAAACAAAUGAUGCCGUUGUGCGAUGGUAAAAUGAAUGGUGGUGGUGGCAAUGUUGCAGCCAUUGAGCCGUUUAAUCAUAUACCGGACGCGAUGAGCAAAAAUUCAAUGUUACGCAAGUCCGAAGAUAACAUUCUUAGUCAUGCCACGGUCAACGGCGACCCACAGUCAUAUGGUGGACGGUCCAGUAGGCCUGAGCAAAAAUCAAUGUCUCAGCAGCCUCUGGUCCAGAAACCGAUGAUGGACCCAUACCAACAACAAUACCCACCGUCAAAUAACAAUUACAAAAUUGAACAACAGACAAACGGUAACCCAGGUGAUCUCGCAUAUUUUGGGGGUAGCAAGUUUGACCCUAAAUACCAGACAUUACCCUACAAUACCAAAUUUUCACCAUUGGCCAACUUCAGUGGAAAUCAAUCGGCGAUCCAACAGCAUCAACAUCAGCAACAACAGCAACAACAUCAUCAUCAUCACCAACAACAACAUAACCAACAGCAACAGAACCAGCAGCAGCAACAACAACAGAACCAGCAUCAACAGUGGUUUGGUCAACACGAAGAUAUGGCUGACGACAUUAAUAGAGACCUAGUCAAUAAUAACACCAACUGCUAUGGAGCCGAUCAAAAAAUUAACGGAACGGCUCAAAAUAAAAAGUCAGUUUUGGCCGGCCAAGUUUUAACAAACCUGGGUCAAAAUUUACAAAUGCAGAGUUCUAGCAGACCUAUAAACGCUCAAGUAUAUCACACGAAACCACUCUCGUCGUCCAAUCAUGUUUCUCAAAGGCCUUUAAACUAUUCAAUACACCAUCCUCCGGUUCUAGUGACUAGAAGCCAACCAGUCGGCGGAACCGGGAUAAUAAAUCAUCAGAAACCGACAAGCAGUGUGUCGCCCAUUUAUCAAACGUCUUCGACCAAGGUACAGCCGGUGCAGCCUCAAGUAUUAAAUUCCAUGGCAACGAACCAAGUGGUUUCUAAAGAAUCAAAACAACCGAUUAGGGUAGCGGUAGAGUCUGAACAACCGGUUGGUACGGACCGGGCUGGCAGCCCUCCGACCGUCGGAAAACCGGCGUUACCCCCCAAACCUCCUCCACCACUUGUCAAGACUUGUACGCCUCCACCGCCACCGAGGCAAAACGCUUACCAUCACCACAUAUCUCAGUAUCACCAACCAGACCCGUUGUCGGAAGACGGGGGUCUAGGAGGAGCUAGCAGUGGCCGCACGUACUAUACCGACUCCAGACCAGCGCCACUUCAAAAAGACUUGACGCCUCCCCCGCCGCGGAUACCCAACGGUGGCAUUGCUGGAGCGUCAAUCAAGCCUGGCUUUGGAAACGUGGUGGAUUCGUCAGAGUCCGACAACUCGUCAAGUUCAGCAUCCAUGCGAUCAACGUUCGGUAGCAAUGUCAAAAGUGGUGAACAUCUGUUGGAUAGCGUGCGGUCUGUGAACAUAUCAACUACUAAAGGAACACCUCCCCCUCCACCUCCACCACCACCAUUACAACCACAACAGUCGUCUAUUACGGUAGCUGCGUCUCCAAUCGAAUCAAAGGAUCAGCAACAACAGCAGCCACCAUCCCACGAAGCAAAACUCUCCUCUAGACUGCCAUCACUCUUGCUCAGCCGAACCACUUCUUAUCCAGUGACAGAUAUCGUUGGGAGCGAGAGCAAAGUCAACAAUAACCACCAUCAUCUUAUCCAUCAUCACAAUAACAUUAACAAUAACCAUCAGACAGUGCAACACCGAAUCUCCGUCGCACCACCUCAACAGCAGCAGCAGCAGCAGCAGCAACAACAACAACAACAACAACAACAACAACAACAACAACAACAACAACCAGCACAGAUUCCGUCAGUUAUUGGUACUUCCACCACUACCACCUCAUCAACUGUCAGGCAACUAGAUCCUCAGGCUGCAGCGACCGAUGAAACGGACAGAGCACGAGCAGUUAGUGUCGCCCAGCGCAUUGACGAACUGGAGACACGUUUUGGUGGUGGAGGCAACAACAUAGGUGUUGUUGGAUGUGGUGGGUCUUCGUCCACUGACGAUACCAGUAAUAGCAACCACAGUUCUUCAUCGCCGGACUCUGGCCAAGACUCGGGCAGAGACGACAUAUCCGUAGAGUGCAGGAACAGGUUGAUUGUACGGAAAAAAGGCAAUCUCAAGGAGUCGGGCGGAAGUAUCGGUCAUAAGCGACGGGUAUCAUUCGACCCGCUUGCAUUGCUGCUAGACGCCUCGUUGGAGGGUGAACUCGAGCUGGUUAUGCGAACCGCUGAACAAGUGGGAGAUCCCAGCGCAGCCAAUGAUGAAGGAAUAACUGCGCUACACAAUGCCAUAUGCGCCGGCCAUAUAGACAUUGUUAAGUUUUUAGUUAAGUUUGGUUGUGAUGUAAACGCCCAAGAUUCCGACGGAUGGACGCCAUUACACUGUGCCGCCAGCUGUAACAACCUCGCCAUGGUCCGAUUUCUAGUGGAGCACGGGGCGUGCAUAUUUGCCACCACGUUGUCAGACCAGGAGACAGCCGCCGAAAAAUGCGAGGAGGACGAAGAGGGUUUUGACGGGUGUUCAGAGUUUCUUUAUAGUGUCCAAGAAAAGUUAGGCAUAAUGAACAACGGUGUAGUGUAUGCAGUUUUCGGGUAUGAGGCGCACAACCAGGAUGAGUUAACUUUCGAUGAUGGCGACCGGAUUGUCGUACUACGGAAAGGCGACGACACGGAAAGAGAAUGGUGGUGGUCGAGGAUUGACGACCGCGAAGGAUACGUGCCACGAAAUUUACUUGGGCUUUACCCGAGAGUGAUCGGUGGCAAAAAAUCGGUGACCGAAUGACAAUCCGCUUUAGUGGCAACGGCGAUAUCACCCGUCAAGAAGCUGAUCGAUUCUUGGGUCCCCCCAAAAUCAUAUCAUACAACGAUAUCAUUCUUAUUGUGUUAGACUUUCUCAUAUCUAUAACGUUAUUAUAUAUAUUAUAUAUAUUAU